UGCGCCCUAGCGGCCGCACGCGGCAACUGCAGCGGCGCGCGGGAGAUUCCACAUUUUGUCUGUGGGCGCUGGAGGAGCUGUCCACCAACCCGGUGCUGAAGUGUGUCCAACGCUGCGCGGUAUAUCAAGUGUCUCACACAUUUAAAGGAUGCACUGGUCAAUGAACACACUGCCCUUGCCUCCAUAUGUGGAGCUGGGUGUCCAUUCACUGAGUGGCCUUCUGUGGACUCUACUGCUACUUUUUCUGUGGCACUGUUAUCGAAUGGGCUCCGACCUGCCAAUCCCGGGCCAUGCACAUGCCGGAAAGCUCAAGUCAGGCUCAAGGCGGUCCAUGAUGUCCCGUGGCGGUAGCUGUGCUGGAGCCAAGUGUAGUGCACGAUCCAAGCUGUCGAGGAGUGAUCAAAUUACUCCCUUUAUUUCCAUGGAAACAGAGGAGGAUGAGGAGCAGGGACAGGGCUACCUCACCCCUGUGCUGAGUCAUGCCUUGUUCCCAGCCCAGGCAUCUGCAGAAGCCAAGAAACUGUACGCAGCACUGCAAGAGUAUGCCAAGCGCUACAGUUGGGUGGGCAUGGGCCGCAUUCAUAAGGGCCUCCGUGAGCAGGUCAGACUGAAUGAUCACUCUGCUAUACAGAAGCCUCAUCUCUUCUUCCUGCCAGAUGUUCCAAGUGUUCCUUUCUUCCCACGUGACGCACAUCGGCAUGACAUUGAGGUCUUGGAAGCCAACUACUCUGUAAUCUUGGCUGAAUUCAAGGCUGUUUACCAGCGGGGCAUCGAUUCAAAAUUAGGUUGGACCUGUCUGGGACCCAAGGGCCAGGCAGUGUUUCCUUUGUACAGCGCAGGUGUCUGUGUGGCAGGAAACUGUCGCUCCUGCCCCUGCACCUACCGGACACUUCUCUCUCUACGUACGUUUAUAAACAGCAACUCUUUGGGGUCUGCUGGAUUUUGGCUGUUGGGGCCCGGAGCAAUGUUGGGUAGCUCAUAUGGACCCACCAAUACACGCCUACGUUGUCAUCUUGGUCUGCAGACUCCACCCUCGUGUGAGCUGGUGGUGGGAGGGGAGCCUCAGUGCUGGUCAGAGGGACACUGCCUUCUGGUUGAUGACUCGUUCCUUCACACUGUCUCCCACAAGGGGCCUCCAGAUGCUGGACCCAGAGUCAUUUUGAGUGUUGACCUGUGGCACCCAAAUGUGGCUGCUGCAGAGAGACAAGCUCUGGACUUUAUGUUUAGCCCUGACUUCUGAAUCUGUUCCUUCACUACCAAUAUGCAACAUGUAGGGAUGCCUUACCUUAGCCCUGCUUGUUGUGGGUCAUGCAUCUCAUUCCAGUCGAUGAAUCACUGUGUGAAUCUGCUCUAAGAAUUACACAAGCCAUUGUACAUGCUUUCAAGUGGUGUUGGAUUUAUGGUCUACACCAGGAAGUGCCACAUGAAUGAAUUACUAUAGAGGAUGUUAGAAAAUGCUCCAUGCUGUACGAUUUGGCUCCAAACUACGAACUGACAUCACUUGAAAGCAAAAUGAGAUCCAACCUAAGAAGAGCAGAUCUGGUGUUAGCUACUGUAAAUCUUAUCUUGACAUAUACUAUGCUAGUGAGUGCUACUUGCAUGUGAAACUUAUCUGUCCUGAUUACUGGACUUUGUUUUGAGCUGCUGAGGCAUGUGUUCAUAUACCUUCAGGGGCCAUUAGAGUCAGUCUGGGAUGCUUUAUUUUGAAAUUUAGGCAGAUUUCCUAUGGAUCAACCAAAAAACUGUGAAAACAUGAAAAUCAUAUAAAUGAAAAGUUAAAUUUAUUUUUGUCUCAAUAUUAAUGCCAAACUUAUAUCAACUUUUGCAUACUGUGGUUAUUCUUUCUCUUAUUUUUACCUCUAUGCAUGUGUGUAUGUUUGUAUCUAUUAAUAUAUUUUUCUGUUUGUUUAUUAAUAUAAUUGGUGGUUUACAUAUUGUAUGACAUGCAUACAUCAGGGUUUUUCAAUUCUGUUUUCUCUGAAUGCAAAUAAGAAAUAAAUUAGAAAUAAAUCAGUAUUGACUCUGUGAAUAGAUUAAUAGAGCAAUACACUUGUAUGUAAAACUUUUGUUGAAACAAGAUUCAUAGAGCAGAGCAUAUUGUUAAGCUCUCAAAAGAUGCAAUUAACUUUUAUGGGGGAACACAUUCAUCAAAUAAUAAGUAUAUUAUAUAUCUGUAUUAGGGGGAAAUAACCUGUUGUCUGCUUAGCUUCUUAAUUGUUUUUUAAAUGUGUUUAUUCUCUAUGGAACUCCAAACUGGGCCGUAUUAUUAUUUAGGAAAAAACAAAAGGUCCACCCAAUAAGAUACAUUUCUAAUGUCUUGAUUUAAACAUAAUUUUGAAAACACAUCGUGGUUCAUUAAGCUCGUAUAGCUUUUUUUGGUUACUUUUUUCAGUCACUAGAUGAGAAUUAGAGUGGUGAUUUUGUCUUAUCUGCCAUCUGCUCAUCUAAGGGUCCCAUGUUGAGGAUUACAGAGACUGAACUAAUCCACCCCAGAGAGACAGAUUAUUGCUGAGGUUGUUUAUAUGUCGUUGAAUGUAUGUGGUUUCAUGAUGUACAAUUUGUUCAGCAGUUGACAUUUAUUCUGUGAGCUGUGUGGGAUUGGAUGGGAAGCUUAACAUCACUGUCAGUUUCUCAAGCAAAUAAUACAAGAACUCAAAUAUUAG
Micropterus salmoides (largemouth bass) is the source of this 2663-nucleotide messenger RNA. RefSeq names its product aspartate beta-hydroxylase domain containing 1 (gene asphd1). The coding region runs from base 149 to 1240 and encodes 363 amino acids. The record is from RefSeq and is a predicted model, not a curated record. NCBI's taxonomy places the organism in Eukaryota, Metazoa, Chordata, Actinopteri, Centrarchiformes, Centrarchidae. The transcript has 6 exons.